Molecule: messenger RNA, 1107 nt
Organism: Neoarius graeffei (lesser salmon catfish)
Lineage: Eukaryota; Metazoa; Chordata; Actinopteri; Siluriformes; Ariidae
Product: membrane-spanning 4-domains subfamily A member 15-like
Exons: 8
Coding region: 118-849 (243 amino acids)
Cellular component (GO): membrane
Source: RefSeq, a predicted model, not a curated record
AAUAUACUCAUUCAGAGGAGAGAGAGCGAGAGAGAGAGAGACGCGCACACACACACAUACACAGACUGCACAGCUCAGAGGACAAGAGACUAAUCAUGCAGAGGUGUUUUAUUAAAGAUGGCCAACGUUGAGAACCCACUCACUAAUGUGCAAAGUGGCUACACCAUCAUCACUCAGGUUCUUCCCUCAUCAGCAGUCAGACAAAAUCCCUCUCAGACACUCAGCCCACUGCAGAAAUUCCUGAAAGGGGAACCAAAAGUUCUGGGAGUUGUCCAAAUAAUCUACGGUUCGUUGAUGCUGAUAUUUGGUUUUAUGUUCUUGGGCAGACCGUUUCUCAAAUUUGUAAUUAUUGGAAUUCCAUUCUGGGGCUCGUUGCUUCACAUCACAGCUGCUAUUCUGACUAUUUCUGCAAGCAAAACACUCCACCCCUGUGCGGUAAAAAGUGCUCUGGCAGUGAAUAUUCUUGGUGCGCUCACAGCAGCCAUCAGCAUCCUCACACUUGUUUCAGAUUUACGGUCUCAUUAUGGGAUCUGCUUCGGUUAUGGAUGCCGCGGGAGUAUGGACUACAUCAGCGGAAUCCUCGGCAUCCUGCUGGUUUUCUCUCUGCUCCAGUUCACCACAUCCAUCUCCAUCUCAGUUUUUGCCUGUAAAGCCACAUGCUCAAAUGAACCUAAUCUGGAUAUCAACAACGUGGUUCCAAAUCCUGAGGGAUAUCUUCCUGUGGACACUUCCUUCCCAGGUCAUCAAGCUCAACUGGGGAUCAGCACAAUCUACAAUGUUGCGAUGAACAGCCCACCUGUGGAAAGUCCUCCAGCGUACACGGAGAUCAAAAGCGAAUCGGACAACUGAAGAUCAUUUCAAAAAAUGAGGAAUUAACCUGUUAAUGGUUUAAAUAAAUUGUUAAUUAUCAGAGAGAGGAAUGAUAUUCACCUUUUGUAAUCAUAAACAAAGAGAAGAUUACGGUAUGUAAUUUCCCAAACCAGUAAAAACCAGAAUAAAGCAAUCGAAACCACACUGGUGACUGUACAUAUGAUAACAAAGAGAACUGCAAAGUGAGAUAUGAUCCAACCAGAUGGUAUGAUCUACACUCGCCGGCCACUUUAAUAG